This is a messenger RNA of Musca domestica (house fly), 768 nucleotides long. RefSeq lists its product as uncharacterized. The transcript has 3 exons. The coding region runs from base 1 to 612 and encodes 203 amino acids. The record is from RefSeq and is a predicted model, not a curated record. NCBI's taxonomy places the organism in Eukaryota, Metazoa, Arthropoda, Insecta, Diptera, Muscidae.
AUGUCUUGUAUUUGCGAAUAUUUUAUACAUUCUAAGGAUCGGGACAUAGGCGUUACUUCUGAUUCAAAUUCAAAAAUCUCCUUACCCGGAUCGUCAAACAAUAAAGAAGUUUCCUCACUUGGCAGUGAUGCCUCUGCCUCAGAAAUUGCAUCGGCUAGGGCUGAAAUAUGGUUGUUGAAGAAAUCCGUCCAUGAGAAUCGUAUAUCUAUCGAAAAUUUAGAGAAUUUGGUCAAGGUGAUGAUGGAACGACAAAAUGUCAUGCUAACGGAGAUGUAUCGUUUGAAACGAUCAAAUUUCGAGUUACGAGAAGAAUGUCGCAUCCAAAGAGAUUAUCAUUCGAUGGAACGAAAUGCUAUGUUACGGGAAUUACACGAUAUUCGGCAAUUACUUAGUAAUCGAUCAAAAAUGCUGGAGGAAACAACGCUGAAAAAUGCCGAACUAAUCAAUUCGGUACAGGAUGCAAACGAGAAAAUCUAUUUGAUGGGAAUGAAAUAUUUGAAACUGAAGAACGUAAAUUAUCAGCCGCUUAUGAUUAAAAAUUAUUCAGAAUCUUCCGAUGAGUGUGAGGAAGAAUUAGGUGAUGAAUGCUCUGAAUCAGAAAAAUCCGAUUAACAUUCGAUUCAUAGAAAAUUUGGGAGACAAAUUUGUAGUAAGUUUUUAAAAUGUCAAAGUUAGGUUAAUAAAAAAAUGGUGCCGUUGGCUCAAGGCAUUGUAAGUAGGCAGUGGUGUCGAGAAAGAUGUCUCUGAAUAAAACCCAGAAUAAAUCCU